Molecule: messenger RNA, 1900 nt
Organism: Chilo suppressalis (striped riceborer)
Lineage: Eukaryota; Metazoa; Arthropoda; Insecta; Lepidoptera; Crambidae
Source: the annotation of a GenBank genome assembly
AAAAAAAGAAGAUGUCUGAGAAUUGCAAUUUAUAAAGAAGAAAUUGUAAUUUGUAUUGUAUUCACUAGAAAGUGGAAAAACAGUAAUAACGACGGAGGACUGUUAAAAUAUACAAUUAUAAAUGAGACGACUGUUUGGCUCAGCUUGUUUGGUUAAAUUCUUUCGGUAUAUUAGAUCUAGAGUUGCUUUUGGGGUUAUAUUCUACUAUACAAACAACAAAACUUAUGUAAGUUUUCGCGCUAAUGAUAAACGGGGAUUAUUGAAAAAAUAUUACUUAGUGAGUGAACAGUGUCCAAAACUCAAGAGAACCCUUUAGCUGUGCUGCAAUUUACUUUUGGAAUAGACUGAACUAUUUAUUUCUAAAAAGUGAUAGUGUGCAUCCACUAUCCACAUUGGUCUUAAAAGUUUUAGUGUUAACUUGUCCUGAUUUCAUAAUGCAAGCUUGGCUUAGAGUAACGUUAAUAUUAUGCCUUUUUGGCACAUUGCGGGAGAUCCGACCUUCCGAGCCUUUCGUUACGGAGUUUCUUCUUGGAGAAUGGAGAAAUAUUACAGAAGAUCAAUUAAAUCGUGACAUUUAUCCCGUUGGCACAUACUCUUAUUUGUCGCAGCUCGUUCUUGUUUUUCUAAUUACGGAUUUUUUAAGAUUUAAACCUGUCAUUAUAUUAUCGGGUAUUAGUGGAAUAUCAGUAUAUGCUGUGCUACUAUGGACAAGUAGCUUAGAGUGGCUACAAGUAUCACAAUUCCUGUAUGGAAUGUAUAUGGCUACUGAAGUGGCUUACCUAACAUAUAUUUAUGCAAAGGUGGACUCGUCCAAGUACCCGCGCGUGUCGUCGUAUACCCGUAUAGCCGCGCUCACUGGCCGCUUCCUGUCCGGCGUGACCGCUCAGCUACUUACUCACCUCGGUCUCAUGAACUACAGAGACCUCAACUACAUCACACUGUCAGCGCAGAUUUUGGCGACGUUCUGGGCGUUUUGGCUGCCGCCAGUUCAGUUCGGCAUCUACUUCCAUCGGCGGAGUUCCAGCGGAAACACUUUGCAACCCAACAUUCAUGCGCUCAAAAAACAACAUUCAACCUCACCGGAACAUAAGCGAACAUUCCGGGAAAACGUGAUAGAAGCAUCAACGUUGAUCACUCAACAUGCGCGACUGGCUUACACACGACCGAAAGUGCUCGCUUGGUCUGCGCUGUAUGCGAUAGCUUUGGCACUGUUCGUGCAAGUUCAGACUUACGUCCAGCUACUGUGGAAACAGAUACAGCAGGAGAGUAAUAAUCCAGUAGCGUACAACGGCGCAGUAGAAGCAACUCAGACUCUACUAGGCGCGGCGGGCGCGUUCAUAGCAUCCGUAUUCACGCGGGCAUCGAACCCGGCGCCCGUGGCCGCGUUGCAAGGCGUCGCCGUAUUCUUGGGCACAUACACGACCAACGUAUACGUGUCGUAUGCGGGCUACGUAGUCAUGGGCAUGCUGUUCCAUUACAACAUCACCUUGGCAAGUGCAAAAAUCGCCGCUCAGCUAACAGACGAAAGUUGCUUCGGUCUGAUAUUCGGCAUCAAUACACUGAUCGGCACCGGGCUACAAUCGUUGCUCACUCUGAUACUCAUCCAGUCGUUGAGAAUGUCCAUCGCUUCGCAGUACUAUGUGCUUAGUGGACUGUUCCUAAUUUUCGCUGCCGGAUGGCUGCUCGGGUGGAUCAUACAAAAGUGUAAACAGAAAAAAUUAACUGUCGCCAACCAGUAUUAGUAUGGUUUUCUAAUACCUUUGGGGAAUAGUACAUACCCUUAGUACGAGUUUGAACUCACGAAAACUAUCAUAGUUUUCGUAAUUGUAAAUUAUGUUUCUAUGUCCGUUUCGGUGAAAAGUAACCAAAUAUACUUAAAAUUUAAGACGUCUUAAAUUUU